Molecule: messenger RNA, 2884 nt
Organism: Thecamonas trahens ATCC 50062
Lineage: Eukaryota; Apusomonadida; Apusomonadidae
Exons: 2
Coding region: 27-2843 (938 amino acids)
Source: RefSeq, a predicted model, not a curated record
GGGGUGCGUGUGGGUGUAUUCCUGACAUGGCGUUCUCGAGAGCUGCGCGAUUCCGUUCUCGGAAGCCCUCGCCGGCGCUCGAGUUGGCAGAUGUGGCUGGCGAGACCGAUGGCGAUGGCAGAACCGGUGAUGGUGAUGCGAGCUGGACGAGCGAGUACUCGGAGAGUGACAUCGGCACAGCGUAUGCAGCGACAACGUUUGGAGAGCGGGCUCCUGGUGUGCGGUUCGGGACAGGCGCUGCUCGGCGGGAUGUUGGGCCCGACUUGUCAUCAUCGUCCGACUACGAGAGCUACUCGUCAUCCCUGUCGGGAUCGUACUCGUACUCUUACUCGCGAUCGAGCAGUGUUGUCAGCGAGGAGGGCAGAGCAUGGAAGAAUCUUCUGCCGAGAGCAAGGAUCAAGGGUGCAAGAUUCGGGACGGCACCCAGGUUUGGGCAAGCGCCCAAGUGCUUCUCGACGAGCUCGGGAUCCAGCAGCGAGAGCUAUGGGUACUAUGACUCGUCGAUUACGAGCUCGACGUUCAGCUCCAGCGAGGCUGUUGUCCGGUGCAAGGGCGGAGUCAUCGGGAGGGCGCCGCGGAUGCCGGGCUUUGGCGCGGGCGCCCAGCAUGGUUCGAGCUCGGGCUCGGGUCUCGAGCUGGAUAUCGUGUAUCCAGACCCACACGUGCCCGGGCCACAGUGGCGGGUGCCAACGACGCCACCGACGCGGCUGCCGCAUCAGCGCGAGCGCGAGCCGCCGUUGCGAAAUGUCAACGCGGCUCUGGACGCGAUCGAGCCGCGCCGCGGGAGCAAGGCUUCGUUUGCCAAGGCCAAGCGCGAGCUCUCACCGCCCAAGCCGGCAACAUCAAGGCGGGCAAGCGCACUCGAGCCUCAGCUCGAUGCGGUUCGGAUCCGCGAGCCGGCAUUCUCGUUUGGACGAGCCGCGGCGCGGCCAAAGAGCCCGAGCCCACCGCCUAGCCCGCUACCGUUGGGCGAGAUGCUGCCGCCGGUGGCAGAGAGUGCUGGUGUUGGCCCGAGCGUGACAUUUGGCAGGGCUAAGGCACGACCGGAGCCUAUCUCACUCACGGCGCGGGUACCGCUGCGGAACCCGUCCAUGGACGCGGUGCUCCCUGCGACGCCUGUGGCGUCGCUCACCCGGUCACAGCGCGAGGCUGCCGCGUCCUCAGCUCGGGAUUGUCGUCCGCUCUAUGCACCACCAUCAGAGCUUGGCGAAGGGGCCGGACCUGCGCUGCCUCGCGCCCCGCGGUUGCCGCGGCCGGCAUCGCCGGACGAGCGGCCGCUACCGGAUCCCGCGUUUGACGCCUCUAUCCGCGCUUCUGUCAACGGCGCACUGAGGCUCGACGGCUACGCGCCGCGGCCAAGCCCGACAGCAGUAUCGGCGGCAGCACGGGUUCCGCUCCGCAACAUUGAUGCAGCACUGGCGGCGACCGAGCCGGCAGUCCCAGGCGGUCGGAUGGGCUACGCUCAGCUCCGCGGCGAUCACUUUGCCACCGACGGCGACAUUCUCGUUCUGCACCCCGACUGGGAAGCAGUCUUGCCACGGGCUCCGGGCCAGACCAUGGCGCGGGCAGCUGCUGAGCCGGUCGGGCUCGACAGUGACGAUGAGGUACCAGGCCCUGGCGCGUACGAGCCGGUUGUAAGCGAGAACGUACCGGGCGGCGUCAUCGGCGAAGCGGCUCGGGCGCCGACAAAGGUCGCUGCGAGCCGUAGCCCCGGACCCGGAUCGUACGACCUGCGCGCCGCGCUAGAUGCCGUGUUUGGCAACGUACCAGGCGCUGCACUCGAUGUUACCGGCCGUGGGGCUCGGAGUGGCUGGGCGGCGACCGGCAGUGUGACGACUCGGGUACCGCUGCUCGCUAUGGAUGCGCCAGGAUUGGGCAAAGCCAUAACGGGCCCAGCCACGUUUGGGCGCGCUGCUCACGACGAUGCACCAGAGGCUGACGAUCGCGUCUACGAUGUCAGCUGGAGCGGCGUCGAGCCGGCGGUGCCGGCGGCACGCGUAACCCGUGAUGGGCGCGGCGCCCUCGACAUUCAGUGGAACGCAGUUGAGGCGCUGCCGCGGUCUGCAGUAGUGCCAGCAGCUGAGCGGAUGACAAGUGCGGCGACAAUCACAUCGAGAAUCGGCGGCUACGUGGUGAACCACGCGAGCGUCGAGGCUGCGUCACAGGCGGCGGUGUUUGGCGGUGCGGUGGCGCGGCCUGAUGUUUGCGCACCGAACGGGACUAGCGCCGGCAUCGGGCCGGGGGCGUACGACGUGGCGCGCGGCGAGGAACUGACCCGUGCGCGAACGAUCGGCGGCGUCAUAUCCCUCUUGGUCGCUGCAGCGUCAAUGGGUAGCAGCGAUGUGGGUCCUGGCAGCUACGACGUGACCGGCGCAUGCGCCGCGCUCGCCAAACAUGUUCCCGCGGCUGUGUUUGGCGCAUCGCGGACAGGGCUCACACGCGAGCAACGCGGGGUGCUGAAGCAGAUCACGCUGUAUGAGUUGCUCUUUCGGCUCCCGCCGGGACUGGAGAACGCGCCGGCUGCCCUCGCAGCGCUGGAGCGGGCACGCAGCGGUGCCGGGGCAGGCACUGGACCGGGACCUGGUGACUACGAUGCCGACGACCGCGCGGUGCGAAAGCGGGUGGUGGGUGGAGCAGUGGGCAAGGCCGGGAUGGGCCCUGUCUGCCGCGGCGAGGACAUCCUGCUCUGGGACGUGCUGUUUGGACCCGGAAUGGGCAGCUUGGCGCGCACCGAGCUGCCGGCUGCCGCAGUCAAGCCCAAAGGACAGGCGCGUCGGCGACGCAAGAGUCGGCCACGGGCGCUUGCCUGGCUGGGAGCGGACAAACGUGUCAAGGGGGAGUGAGACAAGUCAGGACGGGUGUGUUCAUGACGGCAGAAACCGAG